AUGGGUGACCGGAAUGACCGAAGUGACGUUGCUCCACUGCCCGGCGGGGCUGCUGUUCCUGUGCGCACAGUGAAUUGCCAGUCAGCACUUGAAUUGCUAAUAGACCUGCGGAGCCAGGAAGGCUUACCACCUUAUGAUUCUGCUAAGGUGGCAGCCGCCAUUAAAUCCUUGACGGAUAUCUACCCGCAUUUGUCCUACUAUCUGGAUCUUCUCUCGCAGGACUUAUCGAAGAUCGAUACUACUGCUGUACUUCGCCACUUUUACCCCUUUUAUAUGAUCUACAAUGAGUUUAUUCAUCUUUUGGUCGUCUAUCAUAUGACGCGAUUUCGGCGUCUACUCUCCACAAUCAAUAACUCAGUAGAUCUACCCUCAGACUGUGCGGCUGCUCUCUCCCCCUACGAGCAGGAGCUGCUCAAGCAGGUGCAGGAUAUCAGGAUCAACUUUUACUUGCGAGAAGGCGUCUUACCAACCCCAAAAGUGGCGCCUCCGACCUCUGCGUACAUAGACGUCAUGGUUGUGGACAACUCUGUUGGUGAGGUUCUGCUUCAGAGCGGCGAAACUGUUUUCUUGAACUAUGGGUCGUUCCAUCAUCUUCUUCGCUCCGAUGCCGCCGAGUUUUUAGCUCGUGGACAAUUGGUUAUUCUUAGCGAGUAG
Giardia duodenalis is the source of this 654-nucleotide messenger RNA. RefSeq lists its product as uncharacterized. The coding region runs from base 1 to 654 and encodes 217 amino acids. The transcript has a single exon. Gene Ontology annotation, biological process: DNA strand elongation involved in mitotic DNA replication; DNA replication. NCBI's taxonomy places the organism in Eukaryota, Fornicata, Diplomonadida, Hexamitidae. The record is from RefSeq and is a predicted model, not a curated record. Gene Ontology annotation, cellular component: GINS complex.